UUCCACUUCACUCACUGUGGAGGAAGCCAGCGGCAAUGGCCUCGGUUGGACUGCUGCUAUCGCUACUCGCCAUUGCAAUCAUUUGGAACGCUUCUCUCCUGCGAAGCGAAGCUGCCAACAUACUGGGCGUUCUGCCGACAUGGGCCAAAUCCCACUACAUUAUCGGUGCCGAAUACCUCCGGACGGUGGCACUGGUAGGCCAUAAUGUGACUGUGAUUACACCGUUCUCCCUCCGGGAUGCUCCGCCAAACUAUCAUGAAUUUGUGAUGGACGGAAUUCUGGAUGCUUCCUCAGGUCUGGAAAAGAAUUACUUCAAGUAUAAGGAUGGAUCAUUCUUGAUGAUUUUGUCGAUGCUGUACAAUGACCUAGCGGACACGACCUGCAGUUUUGUUCUACAGCAUCCCAAGGUUGUAGCCCUGAUGAACUCGGAUCAGCGCUUCGACGCAGUGAUAGUGGAAACCUUCAUGACGGAAUCGAUUUACGGAUUGGCUCAGCACUUCAACGCUCCAUUGAUCGUGUUUUCCACUCUGGGCGGUAACCUUUGGACCAACGGACUUGUAGGAGCUCCAGCUCCCUACUCGCAUGUAGCCCAUCUGAUGCUAGGGCUAACGGAUCACAUGAACUUCUGGCAGAGGAUGCUCAAUACGGCUGUUGGAGUCGGGGAGCAGAUCUACUACGAAGCGGUGUACCUACCGAAACAGAAACGGUUCUACGAACAGGCGUUCCCCCGGGCAAGAAUUCCUUUUGAACAACAGAUGAAAAACGUUUCGCUAGUACUACUGAAUCAACACUUUGCUUUGAGUAGUCCUCGAGCGUAUCCGCCCAACAUGGUUGAGGUCGGAGGUAUUCACGUGCGGGAGGUUCAACCGCUGCCUGAGGAUCUUAAGCGAUUUCUGGACGAAGCGCAGUACGGAGUCAUCUACUUCUGCAUGGGAUCUCACAUUCAAUCGAAGCAUUUUCCUACCGAUAAGCGAGACGCCUUUAUCAAAGUUUUCUCCCAAGUGAAGCAGCGGAUCCUGUGGAAAUUUGAAGACGAAACGAUGGCAAAUCUUCCACACAACGUCCUGAUACGCUCGUGGAUGCCUCAAAACGACAUCCUAGCUCACCCGAACGUCAAACUCUUCAUGACCCACGGAGGCCUACUCGGAACUACGGAGGCCCUGUACCAUGGAAAACCAAUUGUUGGGAUUCCCAUCUUUGGCGAUCAGCUGAUGAACGUUGAGAAGGCCGUUCGAUCCGGAUACGGUCUCAAGCUGGAUUACGAGCUUAUCGGGGAGGCGAGUGUCAGAAAGGUGAUCGAUACGGUACUAGGAGAUCGAUCGUACACAGAACGAGCUCGUCGGAUAUCCCGCUGGUUUCACGAUAAACCGUUGACGGCCUCGGAAACAGCUGUCUACUGGACGGUGUAUGUGAUACGGCAUCGGGGAGCGCAGCAACUGCAAUCGCCUGCGGUCCAUUUGAACCUGGUGCAGUAUCAUCUGAUCGAUGUCUACGGGGUUUUGCUGGGUGUGCUAUUGCUGAAUUUGGCGGUAGUUUGCAUGAUUUUUAAGAUGCUUCAGAAGCUAUGCACGAAGUCCCGUAAAAGUAAAGAAGACUAACGUCUUAAGACCAAUCCAAAUGUUCAACAGUUUAGGUUCAUUCAAUGAAGAAUAGGUCAACUUAACAGGCUCAGAUUCGUUUGAAACUUUCCACAAUUACAACAAAUAAAAUAUUGCGUUUUCGAUAUUUUUUAAUAAAUCAUUGCACGAAAACAUCGCACCUAAUCGAAGUGACGUCUGAGACAAAGUU
Messenger RNA from Ochlerotatus camptorhynchus, 1788 nucleotides. Its product is annotated as UDP-glucosyltransferase 2-like. The transcript has 3 exons. Gene Ontology annotation, molecular function: UDP-glycosyltransferase activity. The coding region runs from base 36 to 1598 and encodes 520 amino acids. The record is from RefSeq and is a predicted model, not a curated record. Lineage: Eukaryota; Metazoa; Arthropoda; Insecta; Diptera; Culicidae.